AUGAUUGCUGAUAUAAAUACAAUAAUUCAAUUAUUAUUAUGUGAAUGUAAUAAUAUUGGUAACAUUUUCAUAAUAGUUAUUGGAAUAUCAUCUGUUUGGUGUACUUUUGCUUACAAAGCACAAAAAGUUAUUGUAUUUGUUUUACCAAUUGAUGAAAAUAUUUUUCAUUUUAAAAAUUAUAUUAUAGCAGCAUUAUUCUUAAAAUUUGUUGCUAUUAUUAAAAAGUAUACUGAACUUAUUUUAGCUGAUACAUUUUUCAUUGAUUGGGAAAAACCAAAAGGUGAAAUUAAUAAUAAAGAAUAUAAUAAUAUAAAAGGAGAAAAUUUAUUAAAUAAUAAGAUAAAUAAUAUUAAUAAAGAUAAUAAAUUAUUUUUAAGACAAGUUGGAAUAUGGAGAACAUAUUUUGUGGCAAAUGAAUGGAAUGAAUUACAAAAUUAUCGUAAAAUACAUAUUGGUAUUCAUCUUUUUUCAAUUAUUAUAAUAUUUGAAGUAUUAAAUUUGAAAAGUUUUACUGUUGCUGAACCUGGAUUCAAUUUUUAUAAUGAAUUAUUUAAAGUUAAUUAUUAUUCAUCAUUUUUUAGAUUUGGUGUUUUAAGUGUAAUAUAUUUUGGUAUGCUAUUAAUUCAAUGGAUAAUACGGAUAUUUAUUCUUGAACCUAUAAUUGAUCCAUUUCAUAGUUUUAUAGAUUUAUGUUCAAUAGCUAAUAUAAGUGUUUUAUCAUUAACACAUUCACUUCAUGGUUAUUAUAUACAUGGACAAUCACCACAUGGAUAUGCUGAUACAAAUAUGCAAGAGAUAAAUAAAUUUCUUCAAUUAGAAAAAAAUAAUCAAUGUGGAUUUAGAGGACUAGAGAAUGGUAGUGAUUUACAAACAUAUAUAAUAACAAUGCCAAAAAUAUUUAGAGAAAAAUUUCUUAAAAUACAAGGAAUAUUAAGACAAUCUAAUGAAAUUCAAAUGAAAACAAGAAAUAGUAAAACAAUAACAGAAAAUGUAGAAUUUAGAUCAAAAGUUUAUGAUGAAUUAAAUAUGUUUUUAAGAAAUAUUAUAGAACAUGAUGAUGAAGAAUGUGAUUAUGAUAUAACAACAAUGAAAGUAAUGGAAGAUAUAACAGAUAUGGAAUUUGCUGAUAUUACAAAUAGAGGUAUUUUUUAUAAAGAUACUUCAGAAGUAGCUUUUACACAAUCAUUUAUUUAUGGUAAUGAAUGGAUUAUGUGUACAUUUGAAUUUUGCCUUUUUCAAUGUAUAGAUAUUAUUUUCAAUAAUGUAUUAAUAGCAGCAUUUUUAACAUACAUUAUUUCACAAAUAAUAAAAAAAACAGCAAGUAUUUUUUUCACAAGUCAUUUAAUUAAAAGUAGCUUAAUUGAUCAUAGAUUUUUAAUUUAA
Strongyloides ratti is the source of this 1383-nucleotide messenger RNA. RefSeq names its product Meckelin. The transcript has a single exon. The coding region runs from base 1 to 1383 and encodes 460 amino acids. The record is from RefSeq and is a predicted model, not a curated record. Lineage: Eukaryota; Metazoa; Nematoda; Chromadorea; Rhabditida; Strongyloididae. Gene Ontology annotation, biological process: cilium assembly. Gene Ontology annotation, cellular component: ciliary transition zone; MKS complex.